GAGUGAAGUAUGUUGAUUAUUUUUUAAUGGCUACCAAUGAAUGGAAGCAAUGAAGUGACAUGUUACAUUCUUUGUUUUUGGCUGUGUAGGUGCUAUACGGUGGCCUCCGACGCGCAAUAUGGCCGUGGGAAGGGAAAUAUUGACAACGAUAUUACUGCGGAGCAUAGACUCUCAAAAAUGAACACAGGAAAUAGUGUUGGGAGAAAAACAUCCGUUUCAAGGAAGGCCACAAAAACUCCUGCGAAAAACCCCCCUUACAUGGAGCAUCUUUUGGAAAGGGUUAAUCGCAUGGCUGGGGAGCUUACUCUUGUCCGUAAGCAGAUUGCAACUAUAGCAGAUUCAUGCGCAGAGAGUUAUUGCAAAGUUAAAUUAGGAGGGGAUCAUUUAUAGACGUGAGAACAAAGGCACGUCUGAAGGGGACAAGGAAAGCGAGAGCAGCCAGAAGGGAGUUUAUCCAUC
This is a messenger RNA of Lolium rigidum, 459 nucleotides long. RefSeq lists its product as uncharacterized. NCBI's taxonomy places the organism in Eukaryota, Viridiplantae, Streptophyta, Magnoliopsida, Poales, Poaceae. The record is from RefSeq and is a predicted model, not a curated record. The transcript has 4 exons. The coding region runs from base 37 to 390 and encodes 117 amino acids.